Molecule: messenger RNA, 4725 nt
Organism: Tupaia belangeri chinensis (Chinese tree shrew)
Lineage: Eukaryota; Metazoa; Chordata; Mammalia; Scandentia; Tupaiidae
Gene: LPP
Product: LIM domain containing preferred translocation partner in lipoma
Exons: 13
Coding region: 485-2326 (613 amino acids)
Biological process (GO): cell-cell adhesion
Cellular component (GO): stress fiber; focal adhesion
Source: RefSeq, a predicted model, not a curated record
GGACGGUGGGGAGGAAGGAGGGGGAAAGGCACCAACCAGCAGCCGCUCCAGCCCUGUGGAAGUUUCACUUUUUGUCUGUGGGUUCGCUCCAGGGCCCCGUGCGAGCUUUCCCGGGAUAAGUAGCGUUAGCGAGCGGGGGAGAGCCGAGCGCUGCAAGGAAUCAAGGAGAAUCCUGACAACUAGUGGGCUGGGAGAGGCCGAAGGAAGCCAGCCCAGGGCCUGUGUGCUCAGAGCUCCCUGAGUCCCCUCAGGCUGGAAGGAAUCUCCAGAAGACCUCUGGUGAGAACAUCUAGAUUCAGACAGAACUGAAGACAGAAUCCAGCCAGCCGAUUUCCAGUUUCAGUGUUUUUUUGUCCGUUUGCUUUUUCAGUUUCACUGCGCACUCAUCAAAGGGAAGAUAUUUUUCCUCAGUUGAUUUUGCUGUGUGGUUGACUGAGCCAUUUGCCAACUGACUUCUGAGAGCCGGUGAUUUGAGAUCACAACAAUGUCUCACCCAUCUUGGCUGCCACCUAAAAGCACUGGUGAGCCCCUCGGCCACGUGCCUGCACGGAUGGAGACUACCCACUCCUUUGGGACCCCCAGCAUUUCAGUGUCUACACAACAGCCACCCAAGAAAUUUGCACCGGUAGUUGCUCCGAAACCCAAAUACAACCCAUACAAGCAACCUGGAGCUGAGGGUGACUUUCUUCCACCUCCACCUCCACCUCUAGAUGAUCCCAGUGUCCUACCGCCUGGCUCUGGAAGCUUCCCUCCUCCACCACCCCUUGAUGAAGGUGCUUUCAAAGUGCAGCAGGGAAAUCCUGGAGGCAAGACCCUGGAGGAGAGGCGCUCCAGCCUGGAUGCAGAGAUCGACUCCUUGACCAGUAUCUUGGCCGACUUGGAGUGCAGCACCCCGUAUAAGCCUCGGCCACCACAGAGCUCUACUAGUUCAACAGCUUCUCCUCCGGUAUCCACCCCUGUCACAGGACACAAGAGAAUGGUCAUUCCAAAUCAACCUCCUCUAACAGCAACGAAAAAGUCUACAUUGAAACCACAGCCUGCACCCCAGGCUGCACCUAUCCCUGUGACUCCAAUUGGAACACUCAAACCCCAGCCUCAGCCGGUCCCAGCCUCCUACACUACAGCAUCUACCCCUUCAAGGCCUACCUUCAAUGUGCAAGUGAAGUCAGCCCAGCCUAGCCCUCAUUACAUGGCUGCCCCCUCGUCAGGGCAAAAUUAUGGCCCAGGGACCCAUGGCUAUAACACUCAGCCGGUUCCUAUCUCUGGGCAGUGCCCACCUCCUUCAACCCGAGGAGGCAUGGAUUAUGCAUAUAUCCCACCACCGGGCCUUCAAGCUGAGCCUGGGUAUGGGUAUACCCCCAACCAAGGACGCUAUUAUGAAGGCUAUUAUGCAGCAGGGCCUGGCUAUGGGGGAAGAAAUGAUUCUGAUCCUGCCUAUGUUCCACAAGGCCAGCCGAGUACCUGGAAGCGGGAACCAGGAUACACUCCUUCUGGAUCAGGGAACCAGAACCCAGCUGGGAUGUAUCCAGUCACUGGUCCCAAGAAGACCUAUAUCACAGAUCCUCUUUCAGCCCCCUGUGCCCCACCAAUGCAGUCAAAGGGUGGAUCCACCGCGUCAAUGGGGCCUCCAGCUAUCCCCACUUCCUUCCGCCCGGAAGACGAGCUCGAACACCUAACCAAGAAGAUGCUGUAUGACAUGGAAAAUCCACCGGCCGACGAGUACUUUGGCCGCUGUGCUCGCUGUGGGGAAAACGUCGUUGGGGAAGGAACUGGAUGCACAGCCAUGGACCAGGUCUUCCACGUGGAUUGCUUUACCUGCAUCAUCUGUAACAACAAGCUCCGAGGGCAGCCCUUCUACGCUGUGGAAAAGAAAGCAUACUGCGAGCCCUGCUACAUUAAUACUCUGGAGCAGUGCAAUGUGUGUUCCAAGCCCAUCAUGGAGCGGAUUCUCCGAGCCACCGGGAAGGCUUAUCACCCUCACUGCUUCACCUGUGUGAUGUGCCGCCGCAGCCUGGAUGGGAUCCCCUUCACUGUGGAUGCUGGAGGACUCAUUCACUGCAUUGAGGACUUCCACAAGAAAUUUGCCCCCCGAUGUUCUGUGUGCAAGGAGCCUAUCAUGCCAGCCCCAGGCCAGGAGGAGACCGUCCGCAUUGUGGCCCUGGAUCGUGAUUUCCACGUUCACUGCUACCGGUGUGAGGAUUGUGGUGGUCUCCUGUCUGAGGGAGAUAACCAAGGCUGCUACCCCUUGGAUGGACACAUCCUCUGCAAGACCUGCAACUCCGCCCGCAUCCGGGUGCUGACCGCCAAGGCUAGCACUGACCUUUAGAUUCAGUCACCUGCUUAGCUGGUUAGUGGAUGGUGCUGCGAAAGCAAAACAUCAAGAAAAGAAAAACAAGAAAAUAGAAUAAUAGAGAAAAGGCAACCAAGCUGUGGGAUGGGCUCUUUUCUUCAUCGGCUAUGGAUUUUUCUUUAGAAACACAUAGAUUAUGAGAUUUUUUUUUUUAAGUUGUUACCAAAUACACAUUUCACAUUUAAUCACGUAGGACCCGGAUGGGCCUUUGUUCCCAAGGACUUCCACAUUUUUGCACAGAUUACGCUCCAGCCCAUUCACUUCUGCAUUCCUGUAACUUUUAAUCCCUGUGUUUGUCUCACUUUUCAUCUGGUGGAAUGGCAUUUUUUUCCAUGUGGUAUUUGCUGUCACACAGUUUUUCCUGGGUGAGGCUGCCAAGUCACAGGUGCUUUUAGGCUUGAAGUCUCCAUCCUAUCACUGGCACGUUGCUUGUGAUUGUAAAGGUUAGCCAUUCGUCUGCUGUGUACUGAAAAGUAUCGUUCUCUGUUGCCACACACCAGUCAUGUCCCUGAGGGAAGAAAUCCACAAUUUCUAUGUUAGGCUAUAGUGAAUUUAAGUUGUAAAGUACAUAAAUGAAAAGGAGCCCAAAUUUAAUUUGCAACUAUCCAAAUUCUAAAUCUGUAGUGACCAGUAGUCACAGCUCCUUAGAAAACAGUUAUCGGCCCAUAGUUAAUGAGUGCUGAAAGAGAACUAAGUUUCAAUGUUUUCUAAAGGAAUUACAGUGGGGUGAGCAUUUUGGGUAUGUUUUUGAAAAGCCCAUUAUUAUACCACAAUAUUACCUUGAAAUUUUCCCUUUCUACACUACCUGGACUUAAUAAUGCGGACAAACUUGGCUUUCUCUAGAAUACAGCAUUCCCAACCAUUCCAGUUUUCCCUUCAGAAAUAUUGUCUUUUUUUUUUUUUUCCUAAUAUCCAAAAAUAGCUAUCAAAACUGACUUUCUUCCCAGAGGAAGAUAGGUAUAAGGAACAGUCAUGUUCUUGUGUUUUCUUUUUUUUCCCCUGAGCUCCAAGGCCUUCUUGCCUGACAAUCACAAAUCAGCGUACGCAACAUAAAAUGAUGUAGCAUUGUUUAGUUUACCUUGAAAAGAGGAGAGCUUGAAACGAUGGUGAAACCACGGUUUUAUUAUUGUCAUCAUCCUUCUGUAACUCAAAUUACAUAUUGCAGGAGAAUUUUCAUAUCAUCGAUGUGACAUUUAAACCACACUUUCAAAAGACAAUCACUGAAAAAAAAAAUUGUCUUUCUGAGCUAAAAAUAUGCAGUCUCUGCCUAGACUCUUUAUUCAAACUCUUAUUAGCCAGUGAAACCCUGGCUUGCCAAGAGCAGAACCACAGUUAUUAAGUUCUAACAUCUUUCAUUUAACGAGAAACGCCUAGCUUAGUAAUAACAUAUUGCCACUUUGUAAACUAAUUGAGUACUUUGGAUUGAGAUUUCUUAAACCUUUCUUCAAAUAUUCUGCAAGUAUAUACCUUUAAAUUAUGGAGUAUUUUAAGUAUACAAAAAGGUAUAAAUUAUAAUAUAAUGAAUUUCUAUAUGCCUAACACCCUGCUUAAAAAUCAAAUGUAACAGAUGUAGUUACAUUCCCCUGUACCCCUUCCCUUAUUUCACAAGUAUCUUUUUCACAAUUAUGAAGUGAUAGCUUUCUAGUCUAAUUUUUUAAUGUUUAAUUUUAACGUUCAGAAUAGCAAUAAAAAAUUAUUUGUGCAUGUUUUGAAUCACAAUCCAUGCCUCAGGAAUUCCAAUUAAAUAUAUUUUACUUGAAUAGAAAUAAUUAUAAAAGUGAUUUUUUAAAAAAACAAGAAAUUCUUAAGCUUAUGGUCAGGAUAGCUCAUCUAACUUAAUCUGUGGCUCAUUUACUCUGUAACUGUUGUAUGUGGGAACCACCAACGUGAUAGCUUUUAAGAGCUUCCUUCGACCACCUUCCUUUUCUUCUCUCAUCCUUGAUCUCACAUUUUUCAUAAUGUGAAAUAUAAUGAGAUUCACUUAGGGGUAGCAUUUGAGUUUUCAGAAUGCAGUGGUGACUGGGUCUCUAAAUUCCUGUCUUCCAAAUUAAAAGCCAAACCGUGCUGAUGACUCAACGAACACCACCUAUUACAUAAUUGGGAUGGGACUAUCAUCUGCCGAGUCGAUUCAGUCACUUGUUUUCUAUGACAUACUUGGGUAAAAUUUUCUGUGGGCUAACCGUAGAGGGCAAUUUAUUGUGAGAUAGAUUUUAUCUUUUGAAGUGCAGUCAUAUUAUUAUCAAUUUUGCCAAAAGAGGAAGAAUGUAUGAAAUAUUUAUACUAUAAAAAUGCAAUAACAUUCUACUCGUGUGUUACAUUUAAGUCCUUAUAUAGCUGAAUGUUUAUAUGCCAAAAGAAAAAGUAUAAGAAAAUGC